AUCAAUAUUCUCUUUUUCUUGCCACUACUUCCUCAAAAGCUAUUUUUGCAUAAGUCACGAAGUUAACUCACGUCUGUAACCAUUUGGUAUUCUAUUCAUGGUUCGGAGCGGAGUCGGAUCCAACAUGUUCAGUGGAAGUUCAAUGUCUCCCAUUUUGGCGGGAUUUCUCGUCGUGUGCUGCGUUUUGGGGUCGUCUGCUAAUCGGAAUGUGUACCGCAAGGUCGGGCCUUACAAGUGGAAGCUGAACGGGUGGAACAAGGAGCCGGGGUUCAAAGCUAGAAUUUCGCAGAAAGGCCUCGACUUUUUGAGAGAUGUCGGGAUUCAGAUGCUACAAAAACAGAUUCAGCAGCUCACUAUUCCUGACAUCCACGGCAGUGCUGACAUUGGUAUCGGUGACGUCAAAUAUGACGUCACGAAUAUUCGCAUAACGACGUUCUCCAUCCCGACCGCUUCACUGACUCCCGACCCGGCAGCUGGGGGCCUGACUCUCAAGACGAGUGGGAUAAACCUCAAGGUGCAUGGGGACUGGCACUACAAAAUAGGUGGCUUUAUCCCAAUAUCUGACUCUGGGAACUUUGACGCGAGUGCCUCGUCUAUCUCCCUCGCUGUGACGCUGAGGAUAGGAGUUGAUGCCACUGGUCGACCUAACAUCUCGUCCAAGGCUUUGGACUGUUCCUUCAACAUCGGCGGUCUUGAUGUUGAUCUACACGGUGGAGCAAGCUGGCUAUACAACCUGUUUGACGACAAAAUAGGAGACGCCAUCAAAGAUUCUCUCAAUGGCCAGAUCUGUGAUACAGUUAUCGAUGAAGUCAAUGGCAGUUUGGAAGACGAACUAAAGGACUUGCAAGUGAUUGCCCCGGUAGGAGAUGUCGUCGAAAUUGACUAUUCCUUGGUAGAGAGUCCUUCCUUCAAUGGUUCCAUCAACACUGCUCACAAGGGUGAGGUGUACCCGAUAGGAAACACGACCGAAUGUCCACUGCCGGUUCCACAGAUUCCACCCGACUCGGAUAUUUCUCGAAUGGUGUUCAUCUGGAUAACCGAAUAUCUGCCCAACUCAGCCGGUUACGCGCUUCAGAACGUCGGUUUCCUACAGUACAACGUGACCCCUGAAAAUGUCCCUGCUGAAGAGAAGAAUUACUUGAACACAUCCAACUUUGCCUUGGACCUCCUCAUCCCACAGAUCAACAAGAUGUACCCGAACAUGGCAAUGCAGAUCAAUGUGAACAGCACUAAGGCUCCCGUUGUCAAAGUAGCGUCUACCGGGGUUCAGGCCGUCUUGGUCGGGGACUUCAUCCCGUACGCAAUCUUACCCAACAAGACCCUGGCCUACCUGUUCACACUCAGCGUGACCAUAUCGGCCAAGGUGUCUGUGAACUUCACCGGGAACAACAUAACAUGGAACAUAUCGUCAUUCAGCACCACCAUGAAAGCAGUCCACUCAGCAGUGGGACCAUUUUUUACAUCUGCCCUUCAGCUUGCAGUCAACACAGCAAUCAAAGUUGACCUGAUCCCCGAUCUUAACAAGCUUGGUGCUGUGGGAGCUCCCCUGCCGCAGCUUGAUGGUUUUAACUUCACCAAGCCUGUCGUCUCCCUGGGAGAGGGAUUUUUGAAGAUCGGGACGGACCUGACCUAUACACCAUGACGCUCCAGUCAGUAUCCCGACCUGUGCAACUUGCAUCUAAAAGUCGUACAUGUAUAGUGUACUUAUGGCUUCUGGUAACAGGCGGGUUAAACACGGCAAA
Molecule: messenger RNA, 1742 nt
Organism: Strongylocentrotus purpuratus (purple sea urchin)
Lineage: Eukaryota; Metazoa; Echinodermata; Echinoidea; Camarodonta; Strongylocentrotidae
Product: bactericidal permeability-increasing protein-like
Exons: 16
Coding region: 98-1642 (514 amino acids)
Molecular function (GO): lipid binding
Source: RefSeq, a predicted model, not a curated record